Molecule: messenger RNA, 836 nt
Organism: Phoenix dactylifera (date palm)
Lineage: Eukaryota; Viridiplantae; Streptophyta; Magnoliopsida; Arecales; Arecaceae
Cellular component (GO): chloroplast thylakoid membrane; chloroplast inner membrane
Source: RefSeq, a predicted model, not a curated record
GGGAGCUUAUCUCCAAUGUGGUGUGCGUUUAUUACCUCCAGGACGAGGCCUGCGGUUAGGUUAGAUAUUUUCACUCCAUUUUUGUCGUUCUCCUCCGCUUCGAUGGCCACGGCGACUUCGUCUGCUACACCUUCCCUCGUAGGUGGAUCUCAUUUGAAGACACGUAGCCUGCAGUCCAACAAGUUGAAGAUGUUGGCACGCCAUCAAACUCAGUUGGCAGUUGGUCAGAACAAGCGAGUAAAUCAUCGUCAGAACUUUUCUAUCUGUGCUGAAUACAGUAAUAAUUCUAGAGGUGGAGGUGGUGAUUUUCUUGCUGGCUUGGUUUUAGGUGGAGCAGUGUUUGGAACACUAGCAUAUGUUUUUUCUCCACAGCUUAAUCACAAAGCCCAGUUUCUUCCACAGAUCAGAAGAUCAAUACUAAAUGAAGAUGAUGAAUAUGGCUUUCGCAAGGCGAAGCGGCCCAUAUAUUAUAAUGAUGGCCUUGAGAAAACUCGUCAAACACUGACUGAUAAGAUAAGCCAGCUGAAUUCUGCAAUUGACAAUGUUUCUUCACGGUUGAGGGGUUUAAGAGGUGGGAGUAACAUGGCAACAGAACCGGCUGAAGCUGAUUCAGAAGUAGAAGCAACAAUUGUAGAAUCUGCGGUUUAAUUCAUGAAGUCAUCUUUUAUUUUGUGUCUCCCCUCAUGCGGACUCUCUAUCAUGUGUUUUGACAAUAUAGACAUGCACUUGAGUACUUCUACAUGUUGCUUUCUUAGUACUUGGGUUUAUAAAUUUUGAAGCUGUUUUAAAGCCAUGACUUUUUUCUGCUAUACAAGAGCCAUUUCCUUUCUUUUAAA